GAUCCAUUUCGCGAACACGCACAACUAUCCCCAAUUCCAAUGGACGAGCUCGCGGGCGGCCGCCGCCGCCAUGCCGAUUCGCCGCCUCUCCCGGACGACAUGCUCGCGGAGAUCCUCCUCCUCCUCCCGCCGGAGCCCAUCCACCUCUUCCGCACCUCCUUCGUCUCCAAGCGCUGGCGCGGCCUCGUCCACGACGCUCGAUUCCUCCGCCGCUUCCGCGAGUUCCACGGCGGGACGCCUCCGAUGCUCGGCUUCUUCAACAACCACCCGCGGUCUCCCCUCUUCGUCCCCACCUCCGGCGGCUUCGCGGCCUCCACCGCGGCCAAGAUGUCCCACGACGACUGGUGGGCCCUCCACUGCCGACACGGUCACGCUCUCCUCCAGAACCGCCGCACCGGGGCGAUCCUCGUCUGGGACCUCGUGACCGGCGACCAGCGCCACCUGCCGCUCCCCACGCGGGCCCAAGAGUGGUCGUGCAACGGCGCGGUCCUCUGCGCGGCCGGCCACGCCGACCACGGCGACUGCCGUUCGUGCCCGUUCCUCGUGGCAUAUGUGUUCAGUCGGGAGCGUAAUUCCGUCACCUCUGCCUGCACCUACUCGUCCGAGACCGGCGUCUGGAGUGAGCUCACCUCCAUCGUCCUACCAUUUGCAUCUGUUGAUGUGAAACCGAUGGCUCUGGUUGGGAACACGCUCUACUGCUUGCUGGAUAACUAUAACAUCCUUGAGUUUGAUUUGGAUAACCAUAGGUUGGGUCUAGCUCAGAAGUUCCCACGCGACGCUAUUGGUAGCUAUCACGAUCAUAUUGUCAUCAUGCCGACCGAGGAUGGACGGCUUGGUUUGGCCGGAGUUGAAGGACUCAAUCUCCAUCUGUGGUCACUGAUGGCAAGCAUUGACGGGCUCGUAACAUGGACACAUGAAAGGGUCAUUGAUCUUGAGAAUUUUCUUGCGCCAGAAGUGGUGGCGGCCACAUUUAACUUUUGGGUGGAGCCAAUUGGAUUUGCUGAAGAUGCUGGGGUGAUCUUCAUUUAUGUGCACCCUAGCGUCUAUAUGAUCCAUCUCAAGUCCAUGCAGAUCGAGGAGGUGCCAGAGAAAGGGAACUACAGCAGCAUACUUCCUUACACAAGUUUCUAUGCUCCAGGAAUUACCGCUGGUGGUGGAGACGAUCAAGCUGAACUGUUAAACAGAUGCUGAGAUGAUUAUGCUGUGACAUUUUCAGAGACGCCUUGUUGGAUAAAGAGGUACCUAGGUUAUGCUCUUUGUUGCAGUUACUCACAGCUUACCCUCUCAAUCUUUUGACUGGUGAUGCCGGAAAUGUUAGGCGCUCAAUGUGGCUGUUUUCUUUUCUCUGUGCAAGUAGUGGUGCUAAAUUUUCUUCUGCAAAAAUUAAAAUUCUAUGCGGGUGUUACACUAUGUUAUGUGAGUCGAGGGUUCGAAAAUAGUGAACCAUGUGAUGUUUUUUUGUUCAUUUCAAAGAUUUAAAGCCAUGCUUCAGUCGUUCA
Aegilops tauschii subsp. strangulata is the source of this 1499-nucleotide messenger RNA. Its product is annotated as F-box protein At5g03970. The record is from RefSeq and is a predicted model, not a curated record. Lineage: Eukaryota; Viridiplantae; Streptophyta; Magnoliopsida; Poales; Poaceae. Gene Ontology annotation, molecular function: protein binding.